AUGUUGUUCACGCUGAGCAUCAUCUCCACGAUUGUGUCACUCGCAUCUGCGCUAAUCCUCGACACGCCUUCCUCGCAGUGGUACAGCGGGGAAGAGGUUACAGUAACCUGGCAGGAGCAGCCCACUGGGGACCCUGUCUUCACUCUUGUGUUGGCCAGCUCUGUAACCCAUAUCGGUUUAGCGAUCGCCGGUGAUGUCGCUCCUGCGUUAGGGUCUCUUGCUAUCACGGUGCCUGAUGUUCAGCCUGGAUCAUAUGUCCUUGAGGCAGUCAACGUGACGAAUGAUUCAGACAUUUACGCGGAGACUGCUUCGUUCGACAUCUUGUAG
Fibroporia radiculosa is the source of this 327-nucleotide messenger RNA. RefSeq lists its product as uncharacterized. Lineage: Eukaryota; Fungi; Basidiomycota; Agaricomycetes; Polyporales; Fibroporiaceae. The coding region runs from base 1 to 327 and encodes 108 amino acids. The record is from RefSeq and is a predicted model, not a curated record. The transcript has 4 exons.